AGUGGAAUUACAUAACGUGGAAAAAGUGAAAGUGGGAAAACAUGUUUUAUGCGGUCAUCUGGAUUUUCUUUGCCACUUUGGUGGCUGUGCUGCUGGGCGGGGUGCGCAAGCCGAGAAGAUUUCCGCCAGGACCACGCUGGUACCCCAUCGUGGGCAGUGCCCUGCAGAUCUCACAGCUGCGAUGUCGCCUGGGCAUGUUCUGCAAGGUGGUCGAUGUGCUGGCCAGUCGCUAUGUGAAUCCUUAUGGCUUCUAUGGCCUGAAGAUUGGCAAGGACAGGGUGGUGAUUGCGUACACAAACGAAGCCAUCAGCGAGAUGAUGACCAAUGAGGACAUUGAUGGCCGGCCCGAUGGCAUCUUCUAUCGCCUGCGCACGUUCAACUCCCGCUUGGGCGUGCUGCUCACCGAUGGCGAGAUGUGGGUGGAGCAGCGUCGCUUCAUUCUGCGACACUUGAAGAACUUUGGCUUCGCCCGCAGCGGCAUGACGGACAUUGUGCAUAAUGAGGCCAGCUGCCUGCUGCAGGAUCUCCGUUCAGUGGUGAGCCGCGAGGGCGGGCAGCAGGCCAGGAUCGAAAUGCACGAUCUGACGAGCGUCUACGUGCUGAACACCUUGUGGUGCAUGCUGAGUGGACAGCGCUAUGAGCCGGGCUCUGCGGAGAUCACCGAACUGCUGGAGACCUUCUUCGAGCUCUUCAAGAACAUUGACAUGGUGGGCGCGCUGUUCAGUCACUUUCCGCUGCUGCGUUUCAUUGCGCCGGACUACUCCGGCUACAAUGGCUUUGUGGCGAGCCAUCGUGCACUCUAUACCUUUAUGAGCAAGGAGAUUGAGCUGCAUCGUCGCACCUAUCGCAACUACGAUGAACCGCGCGAUCUCAUGGACAGCUAUCUGCGUGCCCAGGAGGCGGGUGGCGAUGAAAAGGGCAUGUUCUCGGACGAAAGUCUGCUGGCCAUUUGUCUGGACAUGUUCCUGGCUGGCUCAGAGACCACCAACAAGUCGCUCGGUUUCUGCUUCAUGCACCUGGUCCUGCGGCCGGAUAUACAGGAGCAGGCCUAUGCCGAGAUCAAGGAGGUUGUGGGUCUGGAGCGCAUUCCAGAGUGGACACGCGAUCGCUCGAAGAUGCCCUACUGCGAGGCUAUCACCCUGGAGGCGGUGCGAAUGUUUAUGCUCCACACUUUUGGCAUUCCCCAUCGUGCGGUCUGCGAUACGCGUCUGGCUGGCUACGAGAUACCCAAGGACACAAUGGUCAUUGCCUGCUUCCGUGGCAUGCUCAUCAAUCCGGUGGACUUUCCCGAACCGGAAACAUUCAAUCCCGAGCGUUACCUCUUCGAUGGCCAGCUGAAGCUGCCAGAGGCCUUCAAUCCCUUUGGCUUUGGGCGUCAUCGUUGCAUGGGCGAUCUGCUGGGACGCCAGAAUCUGUUCAUGUUCACCACCACCGUGCUGCAGCACUUUAAGCUGAUUGCCAUUCCGGGACAAAUGCCGGAGGAGGUGCCACUGGAGGGUGCCACAGCGGCAGUGAAGCCAUACGAGAUUAUGCUGGUGGCCAGAGCACCUGAACAGGCUUGCUGAUCCAGC
This is a messenger RNA of Drosophila guanche, 1571 nucleotides long. RefSeq names its product probable cytochrome P450 303a1 (gene Cyp303a1). The record is from RefSeq and is a predicted model, not a curated record. The transcript has a single exon. Bases 42 to 1565 code for a protein of 507 amino acids. Gene Ontology annotation, molecular function: iron ion binding; heme binding; monooxygenase activity. Lineage: Eukaryota; Metazoa; Arthropoda; Insecta; Diptera; Drosophilidae.